CACAAGUGACAGCGCUCGGUCAGUUGGCCCCAGAAGUGUGUGAGCAAUGGGUCUCCGCUCGACGCUGGUCCGGCGAUGUCAACUGCUGAUCGUCUUGCUCGCCCUGUCCCUGCUCAUGACCGCGAUUCCGCACCACCAGAUAUUCGCGAGCCUCAACGAGCUGCUGUGGAAGCACGCGGGACGUUUGCCGCAGCCCAGCGUCAACGCGUUUGCAGGUGGUGACGGUGGCGACGUGGGAGUCGAUGGUGGUGGUGGUGGUGCCGAUGAUGAUGAUCGACGUGCUUUUGACGUCGGCCAAUUGCACGCCGUUCGUGGCGACAGCGGCAGGGAACCGUCGGCGAACAUCCCCGAGUUUCGGUACCUGCUCAACGAGCCCGACACGUGCCGGCCUCGCGCACCCUUCCUCGUCGUCCUCGUCGCGUCCGAGCCCACCGAGUUCGAGGCCCGCGACGCCAUCCGCGAGACGUGGGCCAGCGAGAGCGUGGCGCUGCGCGGCGUCUCCUUCAGGCGCCUCUUCCUCCUCGGCACCGCGAGCCCCGCGAGCGACGCGCAGCGGCGCAUCGAGGAGGAGAGCCGACGGCACGGAGAUCUCAUCCAGCAGAACUUCACGGACGCCUACCACAACCUGACGCUCAAGACGCUGAUGGGCCUCCACUGGGUGUCCGUGCACUGCCCGCACGCCUCGUACGUCAUGAAGACGGACAGCGACAUGUUCGUGAACUUGGAGGUCCUCGUCAAAGCUGUCCUCGAGCAGCAGGUGAACGAGGGGCAUCAGCAGCAGCAGCAGGAGGAGGAGCAGGGGGGUGAGAUUACGCAGCAUGGGCGAGUUCCACGUCCCGACUACUUCACGGGCUACGUGAUGCGCGGGUUCCUGCCGAACCGCAACCCCGAGAGCAAGUGGUACAUGUCCGAGGACGUGUACCCGGGGGCAAGCUACCCGACGUUCUGCUCGGGCACAGGCUACGUGAUGUCGGCCCCGUUGGCCACUCGUCUCUACCGCGCGUCCCUCGCGAUCCCACGGCUCCGGCUGGAGGACGUCUACGUGGGUGUGUGCCUGGACAGCCUGGGCGUGGAGCCCGUGUUCCCACCGUACGAAUUCCACUUCAAUCACUGGCGGGUGUCCUACUCGCCGUGCCAGUACAGCCGCAUCGUGACCUCGCACGCGUUCUCGCCGAGUGAGCUGCGACACUAUUGGCGUGACCUGCAGCGGCACCGGGACGAGCCGUGCGGGUAGCGCGGCGGGGUGGGGUUGGAGGUGGCCUGGCUGGGCUGGGCUGGGCUGCGUGGGCACUGGAGUAGAGUAAUUUUUAAAUCCUUUAUAUUAAGUUCGCUUGCGUGCUUGCUUGCUUGCUUACGACCGUGUAAAUUUUCGGUCGUUUUUUAACCCACUUUCCGUGAUCCAAUCGAGUUGACAUUUUGCACAAAGACUCGUUGUGCGUGACAAUUAAUGUUCGUGAAAAAAAAUCCUAAAUUUUACACUUUUUAGGACAAAAAUAUUAUAUUUAAUUACCAAUUUCUUAAUGCUGCGAUGCAAUCAUCUGACCCAUAGGUGGCAGCCAUCUCAAGCCAGAGAACGAGAGGACUCUAGCCGCCACGCAUAUAAAGGAUGUAUAGUGAAAAACUUUGUUUUUACUGGUUAUACUUAUUAAAUGAUGAUAAGGUAUCGCUGAGUUGAUCAGGGUGGCUGUGAGCUCGAGAUUACAUUGUGGUUGGUUUUAUUUUUAACGACAAUUUGCGGUUUGCAGAGCACAGGCUCAAAAGUCUGAAAUGACAAGAUAACACUGUAUUCUUGGUUCUUUCGGUAAAGUCACGUAUAAGGGAAAUAAUGAAAUAAAAUAAUACAAAUUUAACAUACUAUAAUCAUGUUUUAUUUUUAUUUUUUGAUUAUGUCCCUUCUACGUGACUUUACCGAAAGAACCAAGAACAUGAAUCCCUGCAGUCAUAAGAGCUUUAAAUCGAAAAAUAGCACGAUUGAAUGUACAAUAAUAACCAGGAAUUAAUGCGUGUCUUGAAUCGAGAGCAAUGGUAGGGAGACGGAGAUUAUAGUCGGUGUGAACUCGGGCUCGAUGGGGUGGGCCGGGGGCUUGAAGUUAAUACUGCAGUGGCAGCGGUCUCGCGACUGACUAUUGCUAUGCCGCACAACGUGGUUGACAGCCAUUGGCCCCGGUACAACUAAUAACUAAACGCCCCCCCCCCUACCCCCCAUCUACUUCCCCAUUUACAAAGACAAAUAUCCCCC
Lethenteron reissneri (Far Eastern brook lamprey) is the source of this 2239-nucleotide messenger RNA. Its product is annotated as beta-1,3-galactosyltransferase 2-like. Gene Ontology annotation, cellular component: Golgi membrane. Gene Ontology annotation, molecular function: N-acetyl-beta-D-glucosaminide beta-(1,3)-galactosyltransferase activity. Gene Ontology annotation, biological process: protein O-linked glycosylation. NCBI's taxonomy places the organism in Eukaryota, Metazoa, Chordata, Hyperoartia, Petromyzontiformes, Petromyzontidae. The record is from RefSeq and is a predicted model, not a curated record.